Messenger RNA from Lytechinus pictus (painted urchin), 5444 nucleotides. RefSeq lists its product as uncharacterized. NCBI's taxonomy places the organism in Eukaryota, Metazoa, Echinodermata, Echinoidea, Temnopleuroida, Toxopneustidae. The record is from RefSeq and is a predicted model, not a curated record. Bases 302 to 3025 code for a protein of 907 amino acids. Gene Ontology annotation, biological process: signal transduction. The transcript is spliced from 13 exons.
AUGGCGUACAUUGACGUGACCAAUAAAAGAAUCUUUGAAUCGAUGAAUGGCUCCCGCUAUCAAAUUUCAGACAGGGUGAUUCCCCUAAUACAUGUAUGACGUAUUUUGUACGCAUAAAAAUACGGAAAUUACAUUACGCACAGCAGCAAGAAAAAUCGUAUCAAGCCGAAGCUAUAUUAAUUACGGUACUCUGAUCAAUAGUUCUUUCGGAAACUUGUUUGAAAGGACCUGGUGAUAUCAACAUUGCAUCGACUUCAUCAAAUUUGCAUCAGACACGUAGUGAAAAGAAAAAGUGUGCAUCAUGCCGAAGCGGCGGCAAGGACUGAUCCUUCAUGACACAAUCUCGGUGAAAACCCAAAGCGGUGACUGCAGCAUUCAGCUCUGUUUUGGGGACAUCACAAAACUCAAGCAAGAGGAUAAAGUGGAUGUCAUUUUUGUGUCUUCUUUUGGGAAUAACUAUGAUAAGAUGACAGGCACCGUUAUUGGUGCUUUGUAUGAAAACUUGGGCAUUGAUGUAAAGAAGCUAGCUGACAAUAAGGAAGAAGAUCUCAGAACUCUUUAUUCAUGCUGGUGGUCCAAACCACUACCUUCAAAGACACCCUACAACAGACUUCUUUGCUUUGAAAGCAGGAGACGUCGUGCAGGGCGCCCUCAAGAGUUAGUCGGCCAUGCCUUCCGAUGCCUGGUCCCUAUCCUAAAGAACAAAGAUGCAAGUGUCAUCACUCCCUUACUCAGCACUGGCAAUCAGGGCUAUGACCCGCGGGUGAUGUUGGAGGGGAUGAUCCAAGCAGCGAUCAGCUGGGUCAAGGCCGGUCUUCCCAUCAGGCUCCUCAAGAUCGUCGUCUACGCGACCAUCAAAGAUGACGGAGAGAUCAACUUCCUCCGAGGGGCGGAUCGCGACAUCCUGGACAAGUUUGAAGAGCUCAAGUCGAAAUAUGAGUCUGCUAAUCUUAUCCCACAGGAAGUGACCUUGGAGUACGAUGUCUACCUGUCCUUCAGUGACAAGGACCAGGAGAUUGCUGAUAAGAUCCAGGCCCAGCUCCUGGAGGAGAAACCAGACAUCCGUAUCUUCACCGCCAGACAGAAGGUAGAUACAGAGGUCUUCUGGCAGGAGCAGAUGUACGAGCGGGUCUCCAAGUCAGCCAGAGUCCUCACAGUCCUCAGCUCCAACUACCUGGCUUCGGAAUCCUGUUUGGAACAGUACAAUAUAGCCCUCUGUUGUAACAGACAGGCGCACCGCAAUCUUCUGGCGCCGUUUUUUGUGGAGACAGUGACCCUCCCGACUUACAUGGGUCUUGUGCAGUACGCAGACUGCAGGGAAAACAUGGACUCUAGCAUUGCUCAGGCAUGCAGACAAUUGGUCAAAUCACUCACGGCCACAGACAAAGUGGUCAAGGUUGCCUCUACGGAUCCCUACCACUACGAUGUCUUUGUGUCGUAUUGCCAUGCCGACACAGACCGGGCCACGCCCCUCGUCAACCGCUUGCAGAAGCUAAACCCUAAGCUUAAGAUAUUUUAUGACAUACAAGAGCUGAAGACUGGUCAUGAAUGGCAACGGACACUGUACCACUCUAUUGACGGGUCAUCCUGCAUGAUCGCUCUCAUUUCACCCAAGUAUCUCAAAUCAGCUGUGUGUAUGGAGGAGUAUAGUCUAGCCCAAGUCAAACAUCUCUCACAAGAUCCUCUUCACCUGAUACCCGUCUGUAUCUGCGACGGCAUCGAGGAGGACUUUGCUAAGAUAUCCCACAUCCCCAUGUUAGAUGCUCGCCCUGGUGCCUAUGACGACGCUGUCAACAGCAUCUGCUCUGCUGUGGUGUCCUGGCUCGAGACAAGCUCAUUCCUACACCUUGACACACUACUCAACAAGAAGCCAGACAAUCAAGUGAACGUCCCAGAAAUGAUGGAGAAACUGCGAGCAGCACGGUUCUGGGCAGAAUACAGGAAAACCAUAAUAUCCGUGAAGAUAUUCCCACCUACGUUGGAUAAGUUAGAAGAUGAUGAAGAUAGGACCACGGCCAAAGAAAAUUAUGAAGAUACAGAGGGAGGUAAAAAGAACAAGGAAGAUGAAAUGAAGGAAGUUACUUGUAGUGAAGGAGGUGUAGAGGGUGGAGAAGAAACAAGGAAUAUCUGCAAAGAUCUUCAGGGUCUUGAGGUGAAAGAUGGAGAGAAGGACACAGUGAAAGAUGAAGAAAAUGAAGCACUGCCUGAUGAACUGGAAAAGCCGUUGGUGAAUGUUGGUGUUGCUGAGAAAGCAGACACGGCCGUUGAAUCUGCAUUCACACACAGCGGUGCUGGAAGUGCAACAAAAUCAGAGAAGACUUCCAACAGUUCCAAGUCGGAAACUGUUGUCAUAAGCUACCACCAGACUGACAUCAAGUUCGUCCACUUCCUCAAGAAGCUCUUCAAGACGUAUGUCCCUAACCUUGUUCUCAAGUCUGAAUUUAAGACAGAGCAGAUGAGACUUGAUAGCCUUGAGGAAGCAGAUGCUAUCAUCGCUCUCCUGUCGCCGCAGUACAUCGAGUCACCUCAGCAUGUCGAGGAGUUCCACAUAGGUCUUUGGAGGCAGCGUGUGAGCCCUGAGGAAGCGCCUCUCCUUGUCCCUGUCCAGGUGGCCCUCCUGCCAAAGCGGCCCACCUACUUCCAGCUGGUGGGGUACCCAGUCAACACCUGGGACACCAUGUGGGCUGAUCUCUUGGGGAUUCAGGACAUCAGAUCACCUGAGGGAAUUGACAAAAUACGCAAUGAUAUUGGUAAAGACAACUUGCCAAAGGUGUCCCCAGAUGAGCUACACCCUCUGACUGAAGCUGCUCAGGUUGUCAUAUCCUCGAUCAAAUCAAGGAGGAAUAUCACCAUAGAAGAUCCACCUCGUGUUCGGCCAGCUCUUGUGAACACUGCCAAACUACAGAAUGAGCUUGCAACUCUCAAAGAAGAUUCUGAAUGCACAUCAACAUUAGAUCAGUAUCUGGUUUCUGUGCCAAUUUAUGACGGAGAGGCCUCACCCAGUAAGACCUGUACCAUCUUGUGAAGAAAGAAAAGUGAAAGGUCAGCGAUGGGUCACUCAUCGCACAGCAUUAGAACUUCAUAUCAUCGGGCACAGGAAAUGGCUGGCUUUUUAAUCAUGAAUCCAUUGUGAUAUUAAUCAAUAUUGUAAUUAUAGUUUGAAUUGUUUUGAUGAGAGAAACGAGUUGAUGGAGGUGGAGGAGGAGAAGGAGAAGAGGAAGAAGGUUUGGAAGACCACUUUCUCUUCCAAGACCACUUCAAGCUUUCCCAUUACACGUAAAACUGGUUUCAUCUAAACUGGUUUCCAUUAAGCUAGUGAAGAAAGUAGAUGAGGACCUGGUUAUACUAACUGUUGAGAAAAUGUGAUGUGUUGAUUCUUACUAUGCCACAGCUUUAAUACUUUGAUUGGUGCUCACUUGAUAUCAUAAAAAGUGACUGUGAACUCACCUUGCUUUGAUCAAAACAUGACUUCCAAUUUACAUGAAGUAUGCAUUUUCUUAAAUUGUAACAUGAUAUUAUAUAUUCAUAUGUUUAUCUGAUUGCAUAACUGUAUAAUUGAACAUUACUGAAAUAGAUUUGAUGACAUAUCUUUAUUAUGAUAAGCAUAAUUUUAUUGGUAUAUUAAUACUCAAAGUCAAAUACUAGUAUGUUGUAUACCUACAUGUAUAUGAGGAGCAAACUGUGGCCUUUUUAUAUGAAUAAUACUGAAGAAGAAAAGUACAUCUGUACUAUGCACAUUAUGAGCAAAAAUGAAUUUGGAUGCGUGUUUCAUAAAGGUGUUCAUAAGUUACAAGCGACUUUAUGAACAACAGGUGAUCCUUUCAAGUGUUAAUGAUAUAUACCAGGGCAGUGUUUCUGAAAGAGUUAUGUAUGACUUAGAGUCAUACUUUAAUUUCUAGUUGCGUGCUGUUCAGGUCAUCACUGCAUUGGUCAAAUCAUGGUAGUAGGGCGUGCGCUCCUGCGUAUUAAUCAAUAAAAUUGUGUGUUAUAUAUCAUGUGCGCAUCAGCACUAAGCAUGACUUUAAGUCACUUUGUGAAACACCCCCCCCCCCCCAGAUUUCCAUUUGCGCUGAUUUAGUUGCUGACAAUGGGUCGGUAGUCAUUCGUAAAGUUGCUCAUAUCUUAAGAACAGCUUUAUGAAACACCCACGUACUAGGUUAUUGUCAUAUAUUUACUGAGAGUAGAAGAGAGAUGAUGAUUUGAAAUGGGGAUUAAAAGGUAAGAGAGAGAGAGAGGGCAAGCAAGUUGUGUUUAGUGCAAGAUGAUGUUUUUGAAAAGAAUUCAGUGACCAAAUUUUACUAUCAUAGUUGUAAAAUCAGGAGUAGCAAUUUUGUUUCUUUGACCAAUUCUGCUAUUGGGAUCAAUUUUUUUGCAUGAAUAUUGAAUAUGUAACAGUAAUCAUGAACAUGUUGCUGUUUAUAAAUAGUUGUUCUCUAUUAUUUGUCUUGGUGCCAAGCUAACGUUGUUUACCUAAUACUAACAUAUUUUGUGUAAAUAUUUUGAGAACUUUUAUUUGAGAAGAAUUGUAUUUUUAGAAAUUUUAAGAAGUUUCUUGAAAAAGUUGUACCAACUUUAUUCAUAAAUCCAUUGAUGUAAACUUGUAUUUGUCAUAAGAGUGGAUACCUUUCUCAUAUUAUAUUAAAAAAAACUAUGAUUAUACCAGUUAAUCACAAUGUUUUAUUUUUAGUGUGUCGGGUUUAGGUUACAUUGUUGAUAAAUGUAUGUAUUUGUUUCUAUUAGUUGUUGGUAUUUAGUGCAAUAACAGAAAUUUCCUUUUUUAUAUAUUUAAAUCAUAUUUUUAUUGUUAGUUAAUAUCACAAAAGUGCAUGUCACAAUUUCACUUCAUUACUAGGUAAUAUGAAUGCUCAUGCCCUAAAACAAUUAUGAUGUAGAGGAUUAUGACAUAAAAUUCUGCUUUUCAAGGUAAAUUUUGCAAUUCUACAUGAAUAUUAUCUGUAUAUUUUUAUAUACAUGCCCACACAUAUAUACCUAAUGGGCUGGAAAUUUCAGGAUGCAAUAUUUGUCUCCAUCAGUCUGAUACCCACUCAUGUGAAAUGCAAGCUCAAAAUGCGCAUUUACAGAAGACUCUAAACAUUAUUGAGAAAGGGUGAUAAAAAUUGAAAAAUAAACAGAAUUUCAAAUUUUUCACAAAGAAGUCUGAAAUAAAAAAUUAAGGGAUGGGGAAAUUCGUAAAUAGAUGUCAUUAUUAUAACAGGAAAGAAAGAUGAAAAGAUCUGGGGCCCGUUGCAGAAAGAGUUGCGAUCAAUCGCAACUCUAAAAAUCAUGCGCAACUUGAUUUUCAACCAAUCAACAGCGCGCAUUUGGGACUUGCGAUUGAUUUUUUGACUUGCGUUUAAACGCAACUCUUUCUGCAACGGACCCCUGGGCCAAUAACAUAAAGCUUAGCAAUCAGCGUGCAACAUUUUUUUAAUGAUUGAUUGCAA